AUGAUGGAAUACAUCAAACGCGAACACGAACUUUCCAACGUGGUCAUCGUAUCCCCCGACGCAGGAGGUGCGAAGAGAGCAGCUGCAAUAGCAGAUAGACUAAAAGUCGACCUCGCCUUGAUUCACAAAGAGCGCAAGGUAGCCAACCACGUCAGCAGGAUGAUCCUCGUCGGCAACGUAACAGGGAAAGUUGCCAUCCUCGUCGACGACAUAGCGGAUACCUGCAGGACGCUCGCGACGGCUGCGCAGGUUCUCGUUGGCGCGGGCGCAGUGCAGUGUCUGUCUAUUAUCACUCAUGGGUUCCUGAGUGGCGAGGCUGUUAAACAGAUCGAGGAGAGCUGUUUGAGUAGUCUUGUUGUUGCUAAUACGUUGCCCCUGCCGGAGAAUGCCCGGGGGUGUGCGAAGAUUCGGACGAUGGAUGUUUCUUAUACGCUUAGCGAGGCUAUUAGGAGGACGCAUAAUGGGGAGUCGUAA
Messenger RNA from Monascus purpureus, 474 nucleotides. The record is from the annotation of a GenBank genome assembly. NCBI's taxonomy places the organism in Eukaryota, Fungi, Ascomycota, Eurotiomycetes, Eurotiales, Aspergillaceae.